Messenger RNA from Epinephelus moara (kelp grouper), 7478 nucleotides. RefSeq names its product regulatory associated protein of MTOR, complex 1 (gene rptor). The coding region runs from base 589 to 4665 and encodes 1358 amino acids. Gene Ontology annotation, molecular function: protein-macromolecule adaptor activity; protein binding. The transcript has 36 exons. Gene Ontology annotation, cellular component: TORC1 complex; cytoplasm. Lineage: Eukaryota; Metazoa; Chordata; Actinopteri; Perciformes; Serranidae. The record is from RefSeq and is a predicted model, not a curated record. Gene Ontology annotation, biological process: positive regulation of protein serine/threonine kinase activity; TORC1 signaling; cellular response to starvation.
GACAUAGUACUAUUUACUGGUGUAUGAUAUGUUUUAAUUCGCUGCAGAGUUAGUCUAGUGUGUGUUUGUAUUUUGGUGUGUGACAGAAACAACAGUGGUGACGUUUCAUGACAGCCUCGCCGCCCCAACAGUGCAUUCUGGGUCCAACCCAAGAUGGCUGCGCCCUUGCAGAAGUGCUGAAGAAGUGCCUCUCCGGAGAAAUUCUCGGGAUUGUGUUUGAUUUCCGCGAAAACCAUCGCACCGAGUCAGCUACCGGGGUCGCUGGUUUGUAGAAGAAGACCAUACGAUCCCAGUCAUCGAUAAGUGUGGCCGUUGCGUCGCGUGGCUGUGGCAGACUGUCCGUGUGAAGAUGGGCCUCGUCUCCAGCCCCUUCCCAUAGCGAAGAGCCGUGGGGAGAGGAGCCGCAGAUUCCCCUGCAAACACGCACCCGUCCAGCUCGGAUUUGACGGGUUUGACAUACUCUACAGGCUGUGGACGCUGCCCUACAACUUUCUGACCAGGAUUGUUUGUGCGACCGUGUCUGUCAUCGUCCGGAGACGAAGACGUUCCCCAGCCCGGGUUGAUCAUCCCACCGCACCAAGGGCCCUGAUGAAAAUGGACUCAGACUUGCUUCAUUCGCCGGCCGUGGGCCUCGCUGAGGAAGAGGAGGCCGACAUGAAUGACUGGAAACUUCCCCUGGCCUUCAUGAAGAAACGGCACUCAGAGAAGAUUGAGGGCUCCAAGGCUUUAGCACAGAGCUGGAGGAUGAAGGACAGGAUGAAGACUGUGAGUGUAGCGCUGGUGUUGUGUCUCAACGUGGGAGUGGACCCUCCUGAUGUGGUCAAGACCUCCCCCUGCGCCCGACUGGAAUGCUGGAUAGAUCCUCUGUCAAUGAGUCCACAGAAAGCCCUGGAGACCAUUGGGGCCAAUCUGCAGAAGCAAUAUGAAAACUGGCAACCCAGGGCACGUUACAAACAGAGUCUGGACCCCACGGUGGACGAGGUUAAGAAGCUGUGCACGUCGCUGAGACGCAACGCCAAAGAGGAGCGAGUCCUCUUCCACUACAACGGCCAUGGGGUGCCACGGCCCACUGUUAACGGAGAGAUCUGGGUCUUUAAUAAGAACUACACCCAGUACAUCCCGCUGUCCAUCUACGAUCUGCAGACGUGGAUGGGGAGCCCGUCCAUCUUUGUGUACGACUGCUCCAACGCGGGAAUCAUCGUCAAGUCGUUUAAACAGUUCGCCCUGCAGAGAGAGCAGGAGCUGGAGGUGGCAGCCAUUAACCCCAGCCACCCUCUCGCCCAGAUGCCCCUACCUCCCUCCAUGAAGAACUGCAUCCAGCUGGCUGCCUGUGAAGCCAGCGAGCUGCUGCCCAUGAACCCUGACCUUCCAGCCGACCUCUUCACCUCCUGCCUCACCACACCCAUCAAGAUCGCCCUCCGAUGGUUUUGUAUGCAGAAGAGUGCCAAGUUGGUGCCAGGGGUGACGUUAGACCUCAUCGAGAAGAUCCCUGGCAGGCUCAAUGACAGACGCACUCCCCUCGGAGAGCUAAACUGGAUCUUCACAGCCAUCACUGACACCAUUGCCUGGAAUGUGCUGCCUAGAGAUUUGUUCCAGAAGUUGUUUCGUCAGGACCUGUUGGUGGCCAGCUUGUUCCGCAAUUUCCUGUUAGCAGAGAGGAUAAUGAGGUCAUACAACUGCACACCCGUCAGCAGUCCCCGCCUGCCCCCUACAUACAUGCAUGCCAUGUGGCAGGCUUGGGACCUGGCCGUGGACAUCUGCCUCUCUCAGCUGCCUACCAUCAUCGAGGAGGGCACCGCCUUCAGACACAGUCCUUUCUUUGCGGAGCAGCUGACAGCGUUUCAGGUGUGGCUGACGAUGGGUGUGGAGAACAGAAACCCUCCUGAGCAGCUCCCAAUCGUACUGCAGGUCCUCCUUAGCCAGGUGCAUCGGCUACGAGCCCUAGACUUGCUGGGACGGUUUCUGGAUCUGGGUCCCUGGGCUGUCAGUCUGGCCCUGUCAGUGGGAAUCUUUCCGUAUGUGUUAAAGCUGCUCCAGAGCUCAGCCAGAGAGCUGCGGCCUCUGCUGGUUUUCAUCUGGGCUAAAAUCCUCGCUGUGGACAGUUCAUGUCAAGCUGACCUGGUUAAAGACAAUGGACACAAGUACUUCCUGUCAGUGUUGGCUGACAGUUACAUGCCAGCUGAGCAUCGAACCAUGGCUGUCUUCAUAUUGGCCGUUAUCGUCAACAGCUACAACACAGGACAGGAGGCCUGUCUACAGGGCAACCUAAUAGCCAACUGCCUGGAGCAGCUGUCAGACCCUCACCCUCUGCUGCGCCAGUGGGUGGCCAUUUGCCUGGGCCGCAUCUGGCAGAACUUUGACCCGGCGCGCUGGUGUGGAGUUCGGGACAGUGCUCACGAGAAGCUCUACACCCUGCUGUCAGAUCCCAUCCCCGAGGUGAGGUGUGCAGCUGUCUUUGCUCUGGGGACAUUUGUGGGAAACUCUGCCGAGAGGACGGACCACUCCACCACCAUCGACCACAAUGUGGCCAUGAUGCUGGCCCAGCUUAUCAAUGAUGGCAGCCCUGUGGUCCGCAAGGAGCUGGUUGUAGCGCUGAGUCACCUGGUGGUCCAGUAUGAAAGCAACUUCUGUACAGUUGCCCUUCAGUUUAUAGAAGAGGAGAAGAACUACACAGUGCCAUCACCAGCCAACACCGCAGAGCCUGGUAACCUGACUCCAGUGCGGGACAGCCCAGCCAUCCCACGCCUGCGAUCAGUCAACUCCUACACCAACAUCCGAGCUGCCACCACUGCCCGCAACCUGAACAAGAGCCUGCAGAACCUCAACCUCAAUGAAGAGGGUGGACCAGCAGCCUUCUCUCCCGGUAACCUGAGCACCAGCAGCAGCGCCAGCAGCACCCUGGGGAGCCCUGACAAUGACGAGUACAUCCUCUCCUUUGAGACCAUUGAUAAAAUGAGAAGGGUGUCCUCCUAUUCUUCCCUCAACUCUCUUAUAGGUGUGUCCUUCAACAGUGUUUACACUCAGAUAUGGAGAGUGUUGCUCCAUCUCGCUGCAGACCCUUUUCCUGAAGUGUCAGAUCUGGCCAUGAAAGUCCUCAACAGCAUCGCAUACAAGGCAACUAUGAACGCUCGGCCCCAGAGGAUUCUGGACUCUGGAUCACUCACCCAGUCGGCGCCAGCCAGCCCCACUAGCAAGGGCACGCACAUCCACCAGGCUGGCGGCUCUCCUCCCAUGCCCAGCACCAGCAGCUCCAGUCUGACUAACGAGGUGCCCAAACCCCCUGCCAGAGAGCAGCCGGCCACACGACCUCCCUACACCCCAACAUUGGGAGGACAGGCGCCCCACUCCCACCAGUUCCCCCGCACUCGCAAGAUGUUUGACAAGGGACCUGAGCAGGCGGCUGAGGAUGGCGACGAGCCUGGCGGUCACAGGAACUACAUCAGUCCCGCCCUUCAGACAGGCCUGUGUGAUUGGAGCGCCAAGUAUUUCGCUCAGCCUGUCAUGAAGAUCCCAGAGGAGCACGACCUGGAGAGUCAGGUGAGGAUGGAGCGCCAGUGGAGGUUCUUGAGAAACACUCGAGUGAGAAGGCAGAGCCGAAGCAUCACACAAAGGGGUGUUUCUCGUCUCGAUGAUCAAAUAUUCAUCAACCGCAACCCUGGAGUACCAUCUGUUGUGAAAUUCCACCCCUUCAACACAUGCAUCGCUGUGGCCGACAAGGACAGCAUCUGCUUCUGGGACUGGGAGAAGGGCGAGAGGCUGGACUACUUCUACAACGGAAACCCUCGGUACACUCGCAUCACAGCCAUGGAGUACCUGAACGGACAUGACUGCUCAUUACUGCUCACUGCAACAGAUGAUGGAGCAUUACGAAUCUGGAAGAACUUUGCCGACCAGAAGAACCCGGAGAUGGUGACGGCGUGGCAGGGCCUUUCCGACAUGCUGCCCACUACCAGAGGUCAGCCCACCACCAGCGCUCACAGUCUGGCCAGAAGGGUCUCCAUCUAUCUUGACAGGAGUAAGCAAGGAGGUGCAGGCAUGGUGGUGGACUGGGAACAGGAGACGGGUCUCCUUAUGACAUCUGGAGAUGUCCGAGUCGUCAGGAUCUGGGACACAGACAGGGAGAUGAAAGUCCAGGACAUCCCGACAGGAGCGGACAGCUGUGUGACCAGCCUCUCCUGUGACUCCCAGCGUUCCCUCAUUGUUGCUGGUCUGGGUGACGGAUCUGUACGCGUAUUCGACAGAAGGAUGGGUCCAAAUGAAUGUCGUGUGAUGACCUACAGGGAGCACGGAGCCUGGGUGGUCAAAGCUCAUCUCCAGAAGGAGACGGAUGGACACAUUAUCAGUGUCAGUGUUAACGGAGACGUUCGAUUCUUUGAACCGCGGACACCAGACUCUAUCAACGUGCUGCAGACAGUGAAGGGGUUAACGGCCCUGGACAUCCACCCACAGGCCAACUUGUUUGCUUGUGGGUCAAUGAACCAGUUCAUAGCAGUCUACAACGCUAACGGCGAUGUGAUCAGCAACAUAAAGUACUAUGACGGCUUCAUGGGACAAAGGAUUGGGGCCAUCAGCUGUUUAGCCUUCCAUCCUCACUGGCCCCACUUGGCAGUAGGCAGCAACGACUACUACAUGUCCAUCUACUCAGCAGAGAAGAGGCUCAGAUAACACACCAGCAUUCAUCACCCCCCCCCCCCCCCCCCUUCCUCCCCAACAAAACCACCACAUAUGACUUCUGACCCUGAGCCUCCAGCUCCAGGAUGUAAAUGACAUUUUUGUUGUACAUAUGCAAUUACCACCCUGAAUGUUCUAGUGAUGGCUGCUGACAAAAACUCAUGCUACGAACGACGAUAUAUAUAUUAUUAUUAUUAUUAUUAUCACUGUUUAUUCAUAUUAUUAUGAAGCUAAUGAUUGUAGACUUGGCUGUGCUGAGGAGUGUGUAUAUUUAAAUAGCGUAUACAGAAGAUUAGAGGUUCUAUUUUAAAGAAGUGGUACCCACCGUUCACUGGGGCUCCUCCUCGCCACACAGCGAGCAUCACUACCUGAACGAACUGUGACCACAGCGAACCUAGAGGUGGCGAAGGGGAGGUUUUGGGGGGGAGGGGUCGCCCAAAGGACAACACACACUGUUUAAACACAUUCACUGAUGCAGGAAACACAGACUCACCCUCUGCUGGAUUCCGCUGUGUGUUUAUGAAUACAUUUGAAAGGCAGUCUCACAGCCGAAGGACGCAGAGUUUUGCUACUUUGCUGCAUCGCUGGGACCCAGGGAUGGAGGACUGUGCUCAUUCUGGCCUGACACAUCGACCAGGCAGACAUGAUGAGUGUUUGUUUGUGUGUGUGCGCGUGUGUGCGCGUGUGUGUGUUAAAGUGGAUUAUAGCACAGAUGUGCCCCACAGUGGGCCUUCAUAGCCUUGGACUUAAUUGAUGCCCAAAAAAGAUGCCUGCUCCCAUGCUCCUUGCUUCCCUGACCCCAGCGUGCCAAACAUAAUCAUAUUUUCCAUGCAAGCCCCUUUGUUGUGACUCAGGGGGGUGUUUUUGUUGGUUUAUUUGUUUUUUAACCUAUCGCCUGUAAAAAGGGAAACCCUCCAUUGCCCCGAGGAUGAUACAUACCUUAUAUUUAGCACAGUCAGGAGAUUGGUAGAUUGGUAAAAGCUUAGCACCCAGACCUCCAGGGAGCCUGCGGUACCUGCCCACCCCUCCUGGAAAGCAAUAAAACCCCAACAUGAUUCAGCCUCAAGCUCCUCCCCUGACGUUUCUGAGCUAAGAGCGCACUGAAGAUAAGAAAAUAGUGCUUCAGUUUGAAGGUGAAAGCAGCAUCAAUAGCUUCAGACUGCUGCAUUUGCCCAGAAUCUGACCUACAGCGUCCAAAGGUGUCACAGUAUAGCAAUACAAAUACCCAUUUCCAGUUUUUCUUUUUAUUCACUUAGAGUACUGGAUUUUUAACUCGUAUACUCACACUAGUGACAGGAAAGAUAUCAAUGAAAUUGAUUUUCCUGUGAUUGACUUAACUUUCUGCUUAUCAAUAUGUCCAAAUCUUCACCCUGUGGAAGCAAAAGAUAUUGAAAGAAGUCCUGCAAAUGCUUUUUUUUUUUUUUUUUGCCUGCUUUAGACGAGUGCACUGGUCCCAAAAAAACGCCGUUUGUUGAUUUUGGCCCUUGUGUGCCACUCCAUCUUUUUUCUGGCUGUGUAAAUUGAAGUUGACCCUGGUUGCUUAUCUAACCACAGUGAGGGCAGCUUUCUUAUUUCCAAACAGUCAAGACAAGCUUUGAGCACACAGCACAGCAGGUUUAGAGAACUUUGAGGUUAAGUGACUCAUCACACCAGGGAUCACCCGCCUGCCUCGCUGUUUGGACCAUCUUUCUUUUUGAUAAAACCUCCUGUGAGCUUUCUUUUUUCCCCUGUCUUUGAGUUUUGAUUUUACUGCCAGGCUUAUUUGGUUUGAUUUUGUUUAGCAACAUUUGAGGCAUAAUGUGAGUUGCAUGUUAGUCGGUGGCACCGGAGCUGUGACACUCUCUCUAACUGUGUACCUGUAUGUGCUCACCGUGUCAAGUUUUAGUCUGUGUCCUAAAUCUCGCUCAGGUACGUAAUGAGCCACCUCAAACCAAUGUCAAGCAACUGCCAGCCUCCCCAGUGUAUGCAGCAUGAUGGACAAGUGUGGUCAGUCACAUGACCGGAUGUGUUGUCGCUCCAGAGAUCAUGGACAUUGUUGAUGUAAAUGUCAGUGUGUUACAGUUAAGAAGGUGGGCUCAGAUUAUUAUUUUUUUGUUUGUUUUGGUGCAGUAUCACCAUCAAUGUGCCUCUUCUCUGGGGCUGCUGCUUUGCUUAUUUAGCUUUUUUUAAUGUUUUUUUUUUUUCUCUUUCUGUUUUGUAAUUUUAUGUUUUUAAUUCAGCCGGCAUUUUGUUUGCCUUAGCCUCGGUGAGGUGGAGGGGAAAAGAGCGGGGACAGCCUUACCCUUACAGACACACACACACACACUCUUGUCAAGCCCUCUUUCAUCGCCAACAUACCCCGACAGCCGCCCCCUCUUUCUUUCCUGCCACGCCCACCUCACCUCUCUGCAUCAGUUGUCUCGAGCUUUGCUUUUUCCCGCAGAAGGAAUGGACUCGUGGACUGGAAGUGAACUGGGAACACACACACCAUACAGUCUGCAUUUAAGUGGCUGCAGUCGCAGUCGCCACAUUAGUCCCCACCAUCACCCCGUCACCGAGCUCUUUAGCACUCUGUGUGGUUUAGCAGGCCUCAGCUGCUUCACCGACUCAGCCGAAACCGUGUAUUUUGGCACAGAAUCACAUUCAUCUCUAAGUAUCCUGCUUUGAGUUUUAAGAUUUUAGAUUUGGAGAAAAAGAAGAGACUUAAACAAAGUAGUAAUGGAAAAAUGAAAACAAUCAGGGUUGUCUCUGUGACUUUAGACUGCUUUGCUGACUGGUUUAUAAGACAGGAGAUGAAAUCAAUGAAAUAAACCAAAUACAACACCGGA